Malassezia globosa CBS 7966 is the source of this 1608-nucleotide messenger RNA. RefSeq lists its product as uncharacterized. Lineage: Eukaryota; Fungi; Basidiomycota; Malasseziomycetes; Malasseziales; Malasseziaceae. The record is from RefSeq and is a predicted model, not a curated record. Gene Ontology annotation, biological process: protein folding. Gene Ontology annotation, cellular component: chaperonin-containing T-complex. Gene Ontology annotation, molecular function: ATP binding; ATP hydrolysis activity; ATP-dependent protein folding chaperone. Bases 1 to 1608 code for a protein of 535 amino acids. The transcript has 2 exons.
AUGUCGGCUCCAGUCGCCAGUAGGCAGUCGCAGCCAGGCUUCCGUGCCUUCAAAAAUAGUGACAAGCCAGAUGAAGUGAGGCGUUCUAACUUGUCGGCAGCCAAGGCUGUAAGUGACGCAAUUCGAACAUCUCUCGGACCGAAGGGUAUGGACAAGAUGAUCCAAACGUCGUCGGGAGAAGUGGUGAUUACGAACGACGGUGCGACGAUCCUGAAACACAUGGCGGUUGUGCAUCCUGCCGCACGCAUGCUUGUUGAUCUUUCUCAAGCGCAGGAUGUCGAGGCUGGUGAUGGAACAACAUCAGUUGUUGUCAUCGCUGGCAGUCUUCUCGGUGCAGCAGAGAAGCUCUUGACGAAAGGCAUACACCCAACAGUCAUCGCAGAAUCAUUCCAGCAUGCUGCUACCAAGGCCGUCGAGUAUCUGAACGAGAUCUCGACCCCAGUGAAUUUGAAUGACCGCGACAGUCUAUUGCGAGCAGCAACGACAUCCCUGAGCUCCAAAGUUGUCUCGCAGUACUCGUCUGUUUUGGCACCUAUCGCCGUCGACAGCGUGCUACGUAUCGUGGAUCCGAAAAAGGGAGAAGGUGAGUCGGUCGACCUUCGCGAUAUCCGCAUUGUGAAGAAGGUGGGUGGCACGAUCGAUGACACAGAGCUAGUCGACGGUCUCGUGCUGGAGCAAAAUGUGGUCACGUCAAGUGGCGGCCCAUCGCGCGUAGAAAAGGCCAAGAUCGCAGUGUGCCAAUUCCAGCUAAGCAGCCCGAAACCUGACAUGGACAAUCAAAUUGUUGUCAACGACUACCGACAAAUGGACAAAAUCCUGAAGGAAGAGCGACAGUACCUGCUAAAUAUGUGCAAGAAGAUCAAAAAGACAGGUUGCAACGUGCUUUUAAUGCAAAAGAGCAUUCUGCGUGAUGCUGUGAAUGAGCUUGCGCUGCAUUUCCUCGCGAAGCUCAAGAUUAUGGUCAUCAAGGACAUUGAGCGUGAUGAAAUCGAGUUCCUUUGCAAGUCUCUGGGCACGAGCCCCAUCACAGACAUUGAGGCAUUUACAGAGGAUAAACUUGCAAGCGCAGAUCUUGUUGAUGAAGUCCAACACAGUGGCGCUCGUGUGGUAAAGGUGUCCAAGAUCAAAAAUCCGGGUCGCACUGUCAGUGUGCUGUGCACAGGCUCGAAUUCGCUUGUCCUCGAAGAAAGCGAGCGUAGUCUUCAUGAUGCACUGUGUGUCGUUCGCUGUUUAGUGAAGAAACGCGCUCUGAUCGCGGGUGGUGGUGCGCCUGAAGUGCAUAUGUCGCGCAUGUUGGCACAGCAUGCGCAAACGCUCCAGAGCUUGGAGGCAUAUAGUUUCCAGGCUUUUGCGGAGGCGCUCGAAGUGAUCCCUACGACGCUGGCGGAAAAUGCAGGGUUGAAUCCCAUCACCAUUGUGACGGAGCUGCGUAAUCGUCAUGCCAUGGGGGAAAAGACAGCAGGUAUCAACGUGCGUAAGGGUAUGAUUACAAACAUUCUCGAAGAAAAUGUGCUGCAGCCACUCUUGGUGUCCACAAGUGCUCUAGAGCUUGCCACAGAGACCGUCGCGUUACUGCUGCGCAUUGAUGACUAUCACCUUUCUCGCUGA